CUGCUGACAGCAAGGAUUCAUGCCUCACAGGCUCUGAAUGCGGGCUCCGCCUCCAAGGCCGCCUCUCUGCACUGGACAGCAGAGCGAGUGCUGAGCAUCUUGUUGCUGGCCAUGGCACCUGUAGCCUAUUAUAACCCCGGUCCUGUCAUGGACUAUUCUCUGGCUGCUGCCCUGACUCUGCAUGGCCACUGGGGUAUUGGGCAGGUGUUAACAGACUACGUUCAUGGAGACACAAAAAUCAAGAUUGCCAAAGCAGGUCUCUUCCUCCUGUCCACAGUCACUUUCUCUGGUCUUUGCUACUUCAACUAUAAUGACGUUGGCAUCUGCAAAGCCAUUGCCAUGCUCUGGAGCAAAUAAAUCUGACUGGACUGAACCUAGACACUGGCAUGGAAGCACACUCAUCCUGGCUGAUUGUAAAAGCUCAAGGUGUGUGUGUGUGUGUGUGUGUGUGUGUAAAAUCUUCUAUCAUUUGGAUAUUAUUACAGUGAUUCACAGGUGUGUAAAUUAAUGUUGAGCAAUUCAGGCUUGGCCUUGAUCAGUUUAGUUACAUUAAUGAUUAAGCAACUGGCCUCCAUUUUCUGACAUGUGGGAGAUGAGCUGGGAUUUAUGUUCAGCCUGGACUAAAUUUAAAUGGCAGCCCUAUGUAGAUUUUGAUCCCAAGCAACAACAUUUGCAAGUAUGAAAUGUCACUACCACUUGAACAGACAUUGACUGGGGACUGUUUCAACAAAGCAACUAUAGCAGGUAGUAGUAAUAGUGUCCUUUGACAUCUAAUUGAAUUUUUCUCCUUUUUUGCGCUUGUCUUAAAUGUACUUUUUUUUAAUGACAGUGUGUACAUGCUAUCUUUUGCUCUUAAACCCAUCAGGAAUAACAGGGCAGCAUGACACAUCUGAGCAGUGAGCGUUCACGUCGCCUCUGAUUUCACGUCGCCUCUGAUUUCACCCCAUUUACCAGUGACUGACAAGGUCCACUUACCAUUUUGUUUUCUGUAAUAGCCUUGUCAUAGCUGUCGGCUUGUACUGUUGUAUCUUGUCUGUCAGGAGCGAAUGCUGUUUAACUCCAAGGCAGAGGUUGUAUUUUUAAAUUUCUACCUUCAGUCAAGUGUGCAGUUCUGUGGUUUAUGCAAAGGGGAGUGAGAAGUCAAAAAGCAGACUGCGUUUGUGUGUGUGAGUACUGCAGCGCUAUUGAACUUUCAUUAAAGUUAAGGGAGGCUGAAUCCAAAACGUCCAGCAACACUCAGUCCCAGUGUGCAGCAGUGGCUAAUAUGUCUGACAGCAUACAGACACUUGUCAGCUAACGGUGUAAAUCAAAAUGUUAUGUCAGUAAACAGCUGACCAAGACCGUAUCAGUGUCAAUGUGAACACCUCUGUGACACUGAGUUGUAUUGUUUAGGAAUGACAAACUCCUUCACUGUGAGUGGGAACUUCAAAUUGAAAAAGGGAGGCAUUUUGAAAUUUUGGAAAAUUUAUUCAUUGUAUAUAUUUGGUGUACACUGCAUGCAUCUGUUGAUUAGCAUUACAGGUUGUGUUCAUCACUGAGUACUGGAUUCACUCUGCUGAAGCAAUGCUCCUGCAGUAAAUGUUUGAGCACUCAUGUUUGCUGUUGGUGUCUACAUGAAUCUGUAAUAUGAAGGGAUAAUAUGAAAUUGUCAUUUCACAUUAUCCCUACA
Messenger RNA from Monopterus albus (swamp eel), 1669 nucleotides. It is a transcript of the gene sdhdb, whose product is annotated as succinate dehydrogenase complex, subunit D, integral membrane protein b. Gene Ontology annotation, biological process: tricarboxylic acid cycle; mitochondrial electron transport, succinate to ubiquinone. The annotation marks the transcript as partial. Gene Ontology annotation, molecular function: heme binding; ubiquinone binding. The transcript has 3 exons. The record is from RefSeq and is a predicted model, not a curated record. Gene Ontology annotation, cellular component: membrane; respiratory chain complex II (succinate dehydrogenase); mitochondrial envelope. Lineage: Eukaryota; Metazoa; Chordata; Actinopteri; Synbranchiformes; Synbranchidae.